Messenger RNA from Paraglomus occultum, 963 nucleotides. Lineage: Eukaryota; Fungi; Glomeromycota; Glomeromycetes; Paraglomerales; Paraglomeraceae. The record is from the annotation of a GenBank genome assembly.
AUGGCAACUUUAAUGCGUGCAGUUAGGUUCCACAAAAUAGGUGAUGUCAAUAAUCUGGCAGUAGAUUUGAUUCCUUUACCAAAACGACAACCAAAUGAAUUAUUGAUUAAGAUUGACGCAUCGGCGGUGAAUCCGAGUGACUACAAGAAUGUCGAAGGUCUCUUUCCAUUUACCACUACUCCUCGUGUACCAGGACGCGAUUACUGUGGCACAGUUGUAGAGGGUCCGCCAGAGUGGAUGGGAAAAGUAGUAGUUGGAACUGGUGGCAAGAACGGAUUUAUUGAAGACGGGUCACAUGCAGAAUACAUUACCGCGCAGUCAGAUGCGGUUAGUCUGAAACCUACGAACUUGUCUGUAGCCGAGGCUGCGUCUAUUGGCAUUGGAUUUUUGACAGCUUACGUUGCUUUAGUGAACUCAGCCAACGUGCAAGAAGGAGAAAAUAUUCUUGUUCUCGGCUCAAGGGGUGCAGUAGGUCAAGCGGCCAUACAGAUAACUCGUUUCAUGAAGGCUCGUCCAAUUGGUCUGGUAUCUAAGAACCCACCCAAAGAUCAGGCGGAUGUUGUUGAUACAUCCGUAGAUGAUGUCAAGCAGAAGGUGCUUGCAUUGACCAAUGGAGUUGGUGCCGAUGUCAUUAUUGAUACUGUUGGGAAUCAGGAAUUAUUUGAAAAGGCAAUCGGUGCUCUGCGCGUCCGUGGGCGAUAUGUUACGAUGUCUGUUCAAGGGAAUUUGACUAGAACAAUUAAUGCAUUAGACUUUUAUCGUCGUGAACUGCGUCUUAUAGGGUUAAAUACUCUCAACUACAGUAAACAAGAAGCUGCUGCUAUUCUAGAUGUUUUGCGACCAGGAUUUGAAAGUGGUAUAUUGAUGGCUCCGAGUAUCGGCAUGGAAUAUCCGCUUGAAUCAUGUGUUGAUGCGUACAAUGCUGUCAAACGAGGAUCAUCCAAAAUUGUUCUUGUACCAUAA